Molecule: messenger RNA, 5900 nt
Organism: Leptopilina boulardi
Lineage: Eukaryota; Metazoa; Arthropoda; Insecta; Hymenoptera; Figitidae
Gene: RhoGAP100F
Product: rho GTPase-activating protein 100F
Exons: 21
Coding region: 786-4949 (1387 amino acids)
Biological process (GO): signal transduction
Molecular function (GO): protein binding
Source: RefSeq, a predicted model, not a curated record
CCGCCUUUGGUCUUUGGGGUUGAGGGAUGCGGCGCUCCAUCGUGGUACCUUAAAUUACAUCGACGCGCCCGCGAUAAAUCUUGAUUUAAAAAUAAAAAUAAAAAAAAAAAUAAUUAAAUAAAAGUACCGCCUUGAAAAAAAGGGAACUACCUCGAGGAAUAGCGCCGCACUAUCGUGACCGUCUUUUUCUGUUUUGCCAUAUAGGAAAAAAUUGUUCACUCUUUUUAUACGGUGGUUGUUUUUUAAAUUAAUUUUUUAAAAAAAUUUUUUUCCAGAAAUUUUUCGGAGUGAAAUUGUUUUCUAUUCUUGCUUUGGGCCAAACUAGGAUUUGAUUGUGUGCGGGAGUGGAACCUCGAAAUAGAAAACAAAAAAAAAAUAAAUAAAGAGGAAGGAAAAAAGGAAAGAGUAAAAAAAAGGAAGAAAAAAACGAGAUAGAAAAAGCAACACCGAGUGAGAGUGAGCGAAACGGGGAUUGGAGAGGGUCAGCGAGGUGGGUCGUAUUGAUUUUGACGGCGAAACACCGUGACUCGUGGAAGUGCUAUAUCCGAAAACCUCGUUUAUAUAUGUAUAUAUAUAUAUAUAUAUAAAUGUGUGUAAUAUGACUUGAAAAAGUGACAAUAAGGAGCGAAAAAAAAAGAAAUUGAAAGAGAAACAAAUUUUGGGUGUGGAGAAGCUGAUUUGCAGAAUGAAGGUGAUGGUUGUUGAAAAAUGGACGAGCAGGGACCGAUCGGCCCAUCAAAUAAGAGAUGAUUUUUAGAAGGAAGAGGGCAUGACGCACCGAACUCAUGCAGUGGCGAAAACACGUGCGCAUCAAGUACGGUGGUCGAGUCGGUGUCGGUCAAGGGCAGCGGGAUCGGGAGCAAGUGCAGCUGCAGGUGCGCGUGUUGCAGCUGCAGCGGGACAGGGGCGCGCGACUCAGCUACGUCUGUCAUCAGCCUCAACUCUCAUCAACGGCACGCCGCAGCAGCAGCGUUUCAGCCAUGCUCUGCUGCGGCCGCAGAAAAGAGGGGCGUGGGGAAGUGACAGACAUAAGUGCAAGUCCUGGGAGGCAGGCAUCUGCCAACCAGUUGCGCCCCAAGGAACCACCUCCUAUGGUCAUCCAAGGGGAUUUCAGAAAGGUGAGUGGGAUCAGUACAGAGAUAUUCAAGCAAAUUCAAACGGUGGAAAAUGACCAUGAUGCUUCGACUGCUGCUGCUUUUGAAGCUGUUGAAAGACGAGGUCAAAUGGUUGUACGUACCAUUGAACCACGUCAAAUGGGAAGACAGGCACAAGAAGCUGCAAAGAAAUUCAUCUCAGUGCAGGAUCCAAAAUAUCCCAUCCAUUUCGUCGAGAUAAUCAAGAGUCCGGGACAGACGUUGGGACUUUAUAUAAGAGAAGGAAAUGGAGUAGACAGAAACGAUGGCGUUUUUAUAUCUAGGAUAGCACUGGAAUCGGCCGUCUAUAACAGUGGUUGUCUCAAGGUGGGAGAUGAAAUUUUGGCAGUGAAUCUUGUUGACGUGACGCAUAUGAGUUUAGAUGAUGUUGUAAUUGUGAUGUCAAUUCCUACGAGACUCAUUUUAGCCACGAGGCGUGGUCCUCAUCAGCUUAUUCCACACAAUCUUCACAGCGAACACAAAACAACACCUGUCGUUGUCAUUAAACGUGAUAUUAAUGAAGAUGAAAAUGAUCAUUCAAGUAGUAAUCAUAUACGUGACAGUAGUCGAAGAAGAGGAGACGGACGUGAAAUGUUACCAUCAAGAUCAAGAUUAGGUCUCACUGGACUUGGAUCGACACAAGAUUUAGGAUCAAGCAAUGGCGAUCUCUAUUAUAAUUCACGACCCGAAGGUCAUUGGUCCUAUCAACCGCCACCAGCGCCUGUUAUCACACAUCAACCAAAACCAUCAGCAACACAACAUUUUCAACCCUACGAACGUGGUUAUCCAAAAACAUUGGAGAGUCUCGCUGAAAAAGUUCAUUCGUUUUAUGCGAAUCCUGUGAUGUCAUCGAAUGGACCACGUCGUAUGUCAACUGGGACUGGAAUGCAGUCAGCUGGAGGUAGAAUUUCAGGCCAAACUCAAGCCUCACAUUAUGGAUACUCUCAACAUACUGGGGGCAGUAGAAUUAUGCCAAGAAGUGGUUCUGACCAACAUUUACCCCGAGUUGAUUAUACCAGCAUUACCACACCAGCACGCCAUACGCUCUUGCGGUCUAGUCUCAAGACAGGAUCGUCGGCGAUGCGCUAUAAUACAAGAUAUGGACAAAAUGAUACAACAUCAUCGACACGAGGUCAAGGUCAAUUUGGUACUUUGACGAGAAGACAUCGACCAUCGUUGGAUUAUGCAUCUGACACUGAAGCCACAUGUUCGAGUUCACCAAGAUCGGCUUACUAUUACUAUAGGCAUAAUCUAAAUAAUCCAUCACAGAGUAGUGCUGUUUCACAUUUGGCAACAUUAUCGAGAUCACAAAUUGGUCAGGGUUCAACGGGUUUAAGAACAAACUCAUUGCCUCGUAGCGGCAGAACGUUGCCGCAGCAACCAGGCCUUAGAACUGGUCUUAGCACUGUUACGUCAGGUCUUAUUGACCAGGAAGAUAGUGAUGGGGCAUUGUCCGCUCCCGAGUUUCCAUCAAUUAGACGCGAUAGAGGAAGGAUACCAUCGUCGCCAAGUGUUUUCACGUCAGAUGAAUAUCGAGCAUGGUUGAGUCGAACACCAAGUACCAGCGCAUUGUAUGAACAAAUUCGAGCAACAACAAACAGGCCUCCACGUUACACUUAUAGUGCUGAAAAUAUUCACGCGGCAGCAAAUCAGGCUGAAUAUGGAGGAUAUGGCAGCUAUAGACCGAUGUCAAGUACUUUAGAUAGAUUAUCAACGAGGUCAGCGUCAGCGCAACAAGUGAAUCUCGCAAAUUUAAGGGCUUCAACUGCUAUCAGUUCCACUUCUCAUCGAACUGCGGCAGGCAAUCCAAGGCCAUCUUCUGUUGCUUCCAAUGUACGAUCAUCAUUAAGUCAAAAACCAUCAUUGAGCAGUACUGUCAGUCAACGUGCAACAUCGGUAAGAAGGAUCAGAAAUCUUUUGGAUCUCGAGUCAACAAGAAGUAUACCGACUCCCACACCAGCAAGAACACAGGAUCAAAGACUGUUAGACAUUAAUCCUGCAGAGUUCCUCAAGUAUAAAAUAGAGAAGCCACCGACGGUGGGUACUCCAAGUUCAACGAGCUCUCUAUUGAGUUCUCUUGGCGGUGACACGGGUGGUGAUCUUUCCAGUGGAGUGAAUGGGUUGCUCUGGGUCCACCUGCUGGCAGGUCGUGGUCUUCGAUCGACAACUUCAUCUUCUGCAGCGACAACACCUUCUACUCCAUCAGGUCAGCCAAGCUUAGGCGCUUGUGCACUUAGGGAUUUGUAUUGUGUUCUUGAAUGCGAUAGAGUUCACAAAGCAAGAACAGUUGUUCGUACUGGUGAUUUAAUGUUCGAUUGGGAUGAAACUUUUGAAUUGGACUUGGUUGGAAAUCGACAAUUGGAUUUACUUGUCUAUUCAUGGGAUCCACAGCACAGGCACAAACUUUGUUACAAAGGAUCUGUACAUUUAAUUAGCCUAUUAAAGGAAUCACCAUUGCAUCAAUUGGCAUUGAAAGUUGAACCACGUGGAACGAUUUAUCUUAGAUUAAGGUAUACUGAUGCGCAUCAAACAUUUAGACGACGUGGAUUGCCCGUUAUAUCAUUAGCUACUAGAGUUGCGCCACUAUUUGGAGUUGAUCUCGACACUGUCGUUACACGAGAGUGCAAGACUGGAGGUGUACCGGGAGGAGUGUCAACUGCUUUGGCAAUGAGCUCAUCUCCUAAUAUUCCUAUAAUUGUUUGGCGCUGUGUCGAGGAAGUUGAACGAAGAGGACUUGAUAUUAUCGGCUUGUAUAGACUGUGUGGAUCGGCAUCGAAAAAAAGAAUACUUAGAGAAGCAUUUGAGCGAAAUGCUAGAUCGGUCGAUUUAUCGCCUGAUAAUGUUCCUGAUAUUAAUGUCAUCACAGGUGUUCUCAAGGAUUAUUUAAGAGAAUUACCGGAGCCCCUCUUCACGAAGUGCCUCUACCAAAUGAUGGUGGACGCGCUCGCAGUCUGCCUGCCCGAUGAUCCACAGGGUAAUGCCAAACUUAUGUUCAGCAUCCUUGACUGUCUCCCAAAAGUGAAUAGGUGUACAUUAAUUUAUUUAUUGGAUCACUUGGCCCUGGUAUUAUCGCAAUGCAAUAAAAUGUCGCCAGCAAGUUUAGCAGUUUGUUUUGGUCCAGUUUUAAUGUUGCACGCGGAAGAAACUGGACCGCCAUUAGACUUCCAACAGCCAAUUGCGGUGCUUAAAUAUCUUCUUGAAAUUUGGCCUGUCAAGUCAGUUCGGAAGAUUUCUUCAGUCGCUUCAACACUUCCACGAGUUACGCAAGCAGUCGAGCACAACAACACCAGCAAUCCGUCAAUGCCAUCGCAGUUGCACUCGCAGGUUCCAAUUCACUUGCAACAUCAUCCGGUACAGGGAACAUUGGGACGAACAGGGCAGCCUUGGCAGCAGCCACCCUCACUUCAUCAACAGCCCCCCAUUACAACCCACGUAGCCCCCGCGGCCUCCAUUCGUCCUCCACCGCCGGUCAAACCACGACAGGUGAUAGUCUCGUCUCCCGGUUCCCCUAGCAGUGAGGAUUCAACCUUCCAGGAAUCAAGUAAAAUUAAUCACAACAAUGGCCAUAAAAAUGGUCACACAAACAGUAUCAAUAGUCACAAUAAUGGACACAAUAUUAACAAUAACAGUAGCAACAAUAACAACAAGGAUCGUGGAAAUUUAGGUUUUGCGAGGAAUGAAAAUCCAGAACAAAUAACACCAACAAGCAGUGUUGACACAGAAGAAGGAAAUCCAACUCAUCCGGAAGAGGGAGAACGUGGCGUUGAAGGUGAUGCUGAGGCAAGUGAUGAGGAUCAUCUCUCCAAAAUUCAUUGAAUAAUGAAAUUUGAUGAUUUAUUAUUUUUCCUUUUCUUUUUCUUUUUUUGGUACCCAAUGGGACCAGGACUAUAAUUAUUAUAGGAUUUCAAAAACUCGGUGGAACCGAGAAAAAUAGUCGAUGAUAAUGGAUGAUGAGGCCUAGUUAGAACGAAAAUUUGAAAAGGAAUUUGGAAUUCAUGAUUGAAGGAAACAAAUUUAGGACAAAGUAAUCUCCUGGUAUGCAAUAAUUUUUUUUCUACUCUUUUUUUUUAAUACAUACAAAUAUAUUUUAAAUCUCUCUUUCUUCAUAUAUGAAAAAGUUCAGCUGUUUAUAUAUAUAUAUAAAAAAAACAGUGCUUUAUACUAAAUUUUUCUAAACUUGGGAGAUAAAAUUACUCUGCAAUAAUUGCUAUACGUAACUAUGAAGAAAAAAACCUUCCAUUGUACAAUUUUUCACUUAUAUAAAUCUCAAUUUUUUUUAUAUUAUUUUUACAAUUUCAAUUAACGAUUCAAGAAAGAGAUUUCAUAGGGAAUAAAAGUAUCUCUUUCUAUUGAAUUAGAACUGAUGAAAUUAAAAACGAUUUUGACAUAAAUAAUUUCUAUUAGCAAGAAACAGGAAUAAAAAAAAACAAUACCCACAAAGACUAAAUUGAAAAGAGAGGAACACAAACUAAUAAGCUCGGUUUAUAUGCUAUAUAUUAUAUAUUAUUCUACACAUAUUCUGUAUACAUACAUAUUUAUAUGUUCAUGUAUAUAGAAUAGUUUACGAUAUACAUGUGCUUUUGAUAAAGACUAUUGUAGCUUUAGCCAACACGUACAUUAAAAAAAAAAAAACAUCAACAAAAAAAAAAAAGAAUCGAGAUGAUACUGACGAUAAUGAAUAGCUAUAUUAUACAAAAACUAUAAUUAUAAAAAACUAAUUAUAUAUAUAAAAAUUAAUUAUAUAUAUAAAAAAACUAUAUAUAUAAA